GGUGCCGCGGGCUGAGCCGUGCUGGGAGCCUGGAGGGGCGCAGCCGGUGCCGCUCGGAGGGAGCGACGGGGUCGGAUCGUUCUGGGUUAAAGUGUCGCUGUGAAGCAAUUAUCCUGUAAAUGGCUCGGUACGGAAGUGAGGGGUUGUUUAGCAAAAUUCCCUGCUCUGUGUGUUCUGCCCGCUUUGAGAGGUUCCGGUCGGGUUAGGCUUGGGUUAUUUCUAUCUGCUGGUGAGACAUCUGUUGGUGAUGGCGGGGAGCUGGUAGGCCUGCUCGUAAUUAAAAGAGUUAAAUAGCAGUCUUGCGUAACUUGUUGGAAUCGUUUCCCUUUCCCGGAGAGCACGAGAUAGGGACGGUGCCUUUGUACGCGGUCCGGUGCUGGCAGCACAGCUGUGUGACAGGACCGCCCCCUGCCCCGCCGUGUGCUCGCUUUUCCGUUCCAGAAUUGUGCUGGCUUGGCGCUUGAGAGCUGACAGCUCUGCCCUGGCACCCUGCGAUGGAAGCUCAGGCCACGCACGGCGUCGGGGAGAAAGUUGGUUUAUGAGGAGAAAAUAGGCUUGAGACGGUGGUGCUGAGAGGAGGGCUCUGAGGUGUGCGGGAUGGCGGGUGUGGGCGCUGCCAGCAUGCAGAGAUGUGUGCUGGAAUGUCGGUCGGAGUUCUCUGAAGUUCUCAGUCAUUAUAAGAGAGUAGGAAUUACCGUGUCAGGUCAGAUCACUGGCUUUCAUAUUAUCCAGCCCUAAGUGCUUAAAUAUCAGCUGUAGGCCACCGCUUAAUGAAAAAUUUAAGCACUACUCUAAAGAAGCUAAUUUAAAUAAGCUAAAAGGAAAAAUACAAGGUGAAGACGAUCAGGUAGUACCUGCUAUAUUAAUUUGAAUCCUUUAUAACAGUUGUGUUGGAUCAGUAUGUUCUCAAAAAUCUCAAAAGUUACUGAUACCUUAAUUGCUUUUUAUAGAUUAAGGCUCAAAUAAUCCUGUCUGCAUUGUAGUUCUCCUUCACCGUCUUCAUCUUUGAGAUCAGUGGCUGACAGAGAAACAGCUGACAUAUGGGAAGAUCUCUGGAUUGAGGGGUUGGUUUUGUUCUCCCAUAGCCCCACCUACAAGUUUCAAAUACAGGGAGCUGGAAAGCAUGUUCUACCUCUGUCAAUCAGGAUAUUUAAUCCCCUUAAUAAGCAUUAGGCGUCAUGUUUACCUUUUCACAGUUAGACCCACAACCAAACUGGAUUUUUAAACUUCUUUUUUUUUAAUGAAGAGGAGUUUGCUGCAUUAGAGGAAGGAUGGUCAGCCAGAUAGCUGAGGUGUUAGCUUACGAUAUCUAAUGGAACCCACAUUGCCCCACUGCCCUUUAGCCUCCCUUGGCCAAGUCGCUUGGCACCAGAGAGCACAUCUCUAAUGAUGUGUGGAAAAGGGCUGAGGAAUGAGUCAUGGGCUGGUUUGAUCUGUGAUUAUCUGCAGUGCCCGUUAGCUCUUUUCUUAGCUCUCUUUUGGACCAGCUUUCUCAAAGACAAGUUCCUGAGUCUUACUGAGCACUAAGAAAACAUCUGGCCCACUGUGUACAUCCAGCCACCGGAUCAAAGGUUCAGUUCUGGAGCUCUUGUAUUUAGCAAUAUGCAGUUGGCCAUUUGUUCUAGCUUUAAAACAUAGGAAAUAACAAUGUACAGAAAUAGAUUACAACGUACCGGGCACUUAAAUACUGUAUUAAAAUCAUACACUGAAAAAGGUAAUGACGACAGAUAUUCCUUGCAUAUGAUCAAGAAACUACUGAAAUGCUCGAUUUCAGGGAAUGUUUCCUCUUGUGUUCUAAGGGAGCGACCCAGCUGGCUUAUUUACUUCAGUAUGCCCACCAUUACUUUGUAUUAAUUUCAAUUCAUUCUUAUUUAUUAAUUUAUUAAAUUCACUCCUUCGGGCUGACUUUUAGUUAUCCUGUGUUAAAAUCAACUCUGAAUUCCUUCCUCUGUUUCUAAGCACAUUGUCACACAAAUGAAUAGUUUGGCACUGGCUGCUGUACACACAGCACAAAUUUGGGAUGUUUCAAACAAUCAGAGACGAGUUAACAAUGCUCCCACUCUUCUGAGUUGCUAAGCCUGUUUUUGUAUCUCUGUCACACAUGGCCAUGCAGUGCUGCCUUGUAUGCACUGGUCCUGCUGACAUCUCAGUUUCCUGACACGUCUUUUAUUUUGGGUUAAUAAAGAUGGAGCUUUAGUGAGAACAGUGCUGUUGACAGUGCAGUGAGCACAUGGAGUGGUACAUUGCUAUUGCUCACUCUUAAGCAGAAAUGCAGCUAUUACUUUUGGAUUUUACUUGAUUUCUCUUCUUGUUUUACACUAACAAUUGUUAGGAAAAGUAAUUAUUUAACAUCUGGACAGUAUCUUUGCCUUAGCUGCCCCCCCAACAAAAACAAAUCAAAACACAUGGAGCAAAGCAGGCAAUGGUGCUGCAGUUUUUGUUCACACAGGCAAGUAGUUACUGCCCUAAGCAGGGACUUCAUACAGGAUUAAAUGCACAGGCACUAUUUUAGACAUUUAUCAAAAUGCUCAAUGUUGCUCAUAAAGAAGUAAACUGUGAUGUGGGUUAAACUCUGACCUUCUUUCUCGCUCUUUUAAGCCUUUUCUGUUUUAGAAGCUUUAAAUAAUUUUUAGAUCAGAGUUCUUCACUGUUAAGCUGUUUUUCGUCUUUAUACCCUGCUUAAAAGAAAAAUGGAUUUUCAGUAAAUGCAGGUGUUGAUUCAAGAUGAUGUGGUUUAGGAGUCCCUAGGUGUUUUUUGCUGGAAAAUUACUUGACAUGCAUAUCUUUAAUUACUCCAUAUCCUUGGUUAAUGUCCAUAAUUUCUUAUUAUGAGGAAACUUAGUGCACUUUCCAUGAGUGAUGCAGGGACAAAAGAAUGGUUCUCCUAGGCCGUAAAAUCUUCACCAUGGUGUAUUAUCUUUCAUAUGAGGAUAAAGCUGUGUCUGCCACGAUGUCCGCUCUUUCAGGUUACUCUCUUUCUAGUUGCUUGCUGUUGUGUUGGUCGGGAGCAUGCUCAUAGCUUCUAACGUUUAUGCUUAGUGGUUACUAACUGCAUAGUUUUUUUCUUAUGCCAGUGUUGUUCUUCAGCCUAAAUCAAAGAUACCAAACCUAUUGGCAGCAGUGUGCAGCAAUGGAACAACUGCGGGAUCCAGUUGUGCAAGAACAUGCAAAUAUUAAAGCUAUUAAUGAGGAGUACACAAAAGCCUUUAUUUUUAUCAAUAAAGGACUACAAGCAGAUGAACUGGGUCAGAAGGGAGAGGCAAGGAAUUACUACAAGCAAGGACUUGACCACUUGCUCCAAGGACUUAGCAUUCCAUCACAGGAUCCUGCAUGUGUGGGACCCCAAUGGGAGUCUGCCAGGCAAAUGCAGCAGAAGAUGAAGGAGACCCUCCAAAAUGUGCGCACUCGACUUGAUAUUCUAGAACAAAACACUCCACCUGUAGGAGCAAGCCCUGCUGCAAUGGAUGCCCCUGCUGGAGUGUCCAAGUUGUACCCACCCAUUCCUUCCACAGAAAAGCCAGAAAGGCCCCCCCCACCUAAUGCUCUGUUUGUACCAAGUCAGCCACCUGCAGCAGAUGGAAGUUUUGCAGCUGCAAGCCAGGGGCAGCUUCCAUCUAUGAGCCCAUCAUCUGCAAAACCUCUGUGUCUGCCAAACGAAGCACCUCCUGCCUAUACUCCUCAAGCUACCAAUGGCCAUUUUACUGUGUCUUAUGGCACAGACUCAGGGGAGUUUUCUUCUGUCAGUGAGGACUACUACAGAAAGUGUACUCAGCCACCUCCCCUUCAAAACCUGGGAGUGGAUGCAGAUGAGCUGAUCUUGAUUCCCCAAGGUGUACAGAUAUUCUUUGUGACUCCUGAUGGGCAGGUCAGUGCUCCUUCAUAUCCUGGAUAUCUCCGCAUUGUGAAGUUCUUGGAUACAGAGAGUGAGAUGGCCCAGAAUCGUCCACCUGCAUUUCUUCAGGUUUGUGACUGGUUGUAUCCUCUGAUGUGCAACCAGUCUCCUGUUCUGUGCUGCAACACAGGAGUCUACAUGUUCCCUGACAUGAUGUCCCAGAUACCGGGAUCCUAUGUGGGAGUAGUGCUGUCUUCAGAACUUCCAGCAGCUGACAGAGAGCUCUUUGAGGAUCUGUUAAAGCAGAUGUCUGACCUUCGACUCCAGGUGCCAGGAUCCUAUGAGAGAGUAGGGUUACCAUCAGAGCUCCCAGCAACAGAGAGAGCGCAUUUUGAAGAUAAAUUAAAACAGCUGUCUGGCCACAAAGUCCAGCCUCCAGAAGCGUCCAGUGAUGCGAUUAAUUUGCCUCAGACUGUACAUAUCCAACCACAUCCUGAAGAAGAGGAAAAUCAGAAAGAGUUGCCAGAAUGGAGUGAGAAAGUUGCCCGUGGAAUCUUGUCAGGUGCAUCUUGGGUAAGCUGGGGCCUCGUAAAAGGAGCAGAAUUUACUGGGAAAGCUAUUCACAAAGGAGCUUCUAAACUGCGAGAACACAUUCAGCCAGAAGAAAAACCUCUGGAAGUCAACCCAACUGUAGCAAAGGGCCUUCAUGUAGCGAAACAGGCUACUGGAGGAGCUGUGAAAGUCAGCCAGUUCUUAGUUGAGGGAGUAUGUUCAAUAGCAAGCUGUGUUGGAAAGGAGCUGGCUCCUCAUGUGAAGAAGCAUGGCAGCAAAUUAGUUCCAGAAUCCCUUAAGAAAGACAAAGAUGGCAAAUCUGCUCUUGAUGGUGCCCUGGUGGUAGCAGCAAGUGGAGUUCAAGGGUUUUCAACAGUGUGGCAAGGUUUAGAAAGUGCAGCUAAGUGCAUUGCUAAAAGUGUUUCAACUGAGACUGUAAAAACUGUGAAACACAAGUAUGGAGAUGAUGCUGGCCGUGCUACUGACAACGCUAUGAGCUCUGCAAUCAAUGUUGGUGUUACAGCAUUCAACAUUGACCAUAUUGGUAUCAAAGCUGUUGUAAAGAAAACUGCAAAGGAAACUGGCCAUGCUGUAUUAGAUGAAUACAAAGUACUGGAUAAAGAGAAAAAGGAUAAAAAAUGAGAACAAUGAAGUAUUUCUCAAAGCCUUAUAUUCAAGAUGAAACUUCAUAUUUAGAAGUAACCACACUGCUAACCUGUGAUUUCAUGCAAAUCAUACUGUGCCCUUCAAGCAACUGUUACUUAAUUUGCCAUGGGAAAAUACAGAAUGGGCAUUCUUAGAAGGAAAAAUGAAAGUAUCCUUAACUCCUCAUUCUUUAUUGAUGCAGGGUAUGAGUUUUCAGUUAAUCAAUUUGCCUCUGUAAGCACUUUCUCAAAAUAUCAUAAGGAAUAAGAGAUUAACACAGGAAUAUAUUAUUAUUAUAGAUGCUUUUGUAAUACACUAUAUUUGUAAAGAAGGUGGUGAUACUGAACAAAUAGGAUUCCUAAUUCUGAUAGAAAUAGGGUUACUAGUUCUUCUUUUUUUUUUUUAAACUAUCCUUAAGUUAAUUUCACUAAAGCAAACUUUCGUAUUUAAUAUGGACUUAAUUUAAGUGUUGUGUCUCAUUCUUUCCUUUGUAGAGAAUUUCUCUUCUCAGCUACUAAGCAGCUAGUCUAAAAUUUCAUUUUUGAAGAAAUGGAAGAUGAGCCUCAGGUAACUAGAUAGUCAUUUCCUUUAAAGCUUUUUUUUUUCCCUCAGCAUAUGAGCAAACCAAAGAUUUUAAGUAUUUAUUCUAAUAACUCUAGCAUUUACAGCUCUAGAAAAAUGUAUUUUCCAGGAGAGUCCAUAAGGAAUAUAUAAAGAUUCUAUGAAAUUGAGAUUUUUAUAUAGAGACAAUGUCUGUUUUUUGCAUAAAUGAAAAUAUUUUUCUUUAAAAACAUUCUACUGAGAACACUGGAAACUUCUAUGCAUUCUGUACUUCUCACCAGUCCAGAAAGAUUCAGAGUACCUGAUGGAAGGCAUUAGGUAUUUGUUUCAGCAGGCCGUUCUAACUGUCAGCAUCUUUAUUCUACUGAAUUCCUAGUUGCACAGGGGACAUCUCUAAAGUGUAUAACAAGCAUUUCUACUUAGGAGAUGUGUGUGGAAUAGAACAAUACUUUUAUGUAGCUUUCUCAUUUUGUUCCUCGUGUAACUUAUUCCUAUUUCAAAUGUAGAACUCUUGAGAUGCUUUUGUACUGCUCCUUAUUUAACAGUUCAUUAUUGAGUUUUAAAGCUGCUAUACAUUCUAAUCUUGGCUGGACCUGCUGGACCUGGCUGAACACUGAAUUUACGACUUGUCUCCAUUUUAAGUAAUUGGAGAAAAUAACUAUAUGUGGAGAGAUUUAUUGAUGACUGGCUGACUGAGAAAAGCCAUGCAGACACUGUGCAGCUGGUUAAGCAACCUUGUUACAUGCAAGGUCAGGUAUGAGAACUAGGAACAAAACAGGAUGCCGAUGGAGAAAGCCGGCAACAGUGUUUUGAGAAGUCUGUAAGAGAGUGUUUGCUGAGAGAUAACCACAAAGCACAAAGAUAGGCGUAGUUGACUCUGACUAGCGAGCCAAUCCUGAGUUCUAUUUAGUAAUAUGUAUGAGCUUAUUAUCCACACUAUAAAUGUACACGCAGCUGAAACAAUAAACGAGAUUUGCUGAUCAUCUACUAUGGUCGUCGCAUUUCUCCCGCUGAUUUCCUACAACUAUAAAUGGUUGUCAGCAAGUUAUCACAGUUAUAAAAAACAUCUGUUAGAAUUGUAAUAAGUGCACAUUUUGUGGUAGGAAUUAUAGGUGUGCACUUGGGGUGAAAACCAUGUGAAACAAGGGAACUAAUCACUUGAAGUGUAACUUUGAUUUAUGAAAAUAAAAAAUAAAAUUGGUCAAA
Messenger RNA from Gallus gallus (chicken), 6796 nucleotides. RefSeq names its product spastic paraplegia 20 (Troyer syndrome) (gene SPG20). Bases 3068 to 5026 code for a protein of 652 amino acids. The record is from RefSeq and is a predicted model, not a curated record. Gene Ontology annotation, biological process: negative regulation of BMP signaling pathway; cell division. NCBI's taxonomy places the organism in Eukaryota, Metazoa, Chordata, Aves, Galliformes, Phasianidae. Gene Ontology annotation, cellular component: plasma membrane. The transcript has 9 exons.